GGAUUUUUCAGCCUGACCAAUUAACCAAUAGAUUUGGGGGUUGAAUCUGCAGGACAUUUCUUAGUGCCUGGACGAAACGAUCCGUCACCCCUGUCGAUCACCAUCCCUCUUCCUAGUUCCUAAACACGAGAUGAUCGUCGCCCUGCUACCACAAUGCCGAGGAUGUUAACGCAUCAUGUCUUGCGCACCAACAUUACCGCUGCAGCCACACCUUCAUGAAGCAGUGUUUGGACAGUUCCCCGAACGAAACGGCUUCCCAUCAACCUUCCUAGGGAUACUCUCUCUCCUCGCCAGCAAGAACCACGCCUCCUCAUGCAUCACGCUCGCUGUUCACAGCCCACGCCGUGAACGUCCAGAUGUUCGGACCCCAAUACGAAUCGACUCGCCCGGAUCCAGGGUAGGUCAGGAUCGUGGAGGUGUUGCCUUGAUGAUCUUCCCAAAAGGACUCGAAGAAUCAUUUCCACUUCCGGUUGGCUUCUGUACAAGGAGGGCGGUCGCAUCCCAGCAGAACAACAAGAGGAUGCUGACGCACCAAAGAGGUGACUUCAUUGGAGUAUGCAUCUGGGCGGCAGAGUUUACAAAUUGCAAAAGAAGGGAAAGGUACUUGGUCACGAAGGAAAAGUUCAAUGACCACGAUGGAACAGGGCUGCUCCCAACAGUCUUCAAAUUCUUCCGCGAAGUCACACAAAGCCGUUCAAUUGUGUCACCACCUGCAGGAAAUUAUGUUGCACCAAGGAAUGGGGAAUCCCGUGACAAUCGUCAACUGAGGACAUGUCGAUGAGAAACACUGCUCAUUAUCGCUGGGACCCUUUCAACCUCCUGUCUUCGACAAGCUCUUGAUGACGGACACCGCCCACAAGCGCAAAGUCGACCCAGUCAACUGGCAGGCGAUAGCACGAGUCAUACUUAAACGUCGGCACCUCUAGGCAGUACACAUUCCAUCGGAAAGUGUGUAUGGCAAGCCGGCUUCCUGUGGUGGUCACAAGUUGAUGCACCUAAACGACCUUAUCUAACACAAAUCAUACGCAAAAAUCCUGGCCAAA
This is a messenger RNA of Exophiala viscosa, 1043 nucleotides long. RefSeq lists its product as uncharacterized. The transcript has 5 exons. Lineage: Eukaryota; Fungi; Ascomycota; Eurotiomycetes; Chaetothyriales; Herpotrichiellaceae. Bases 176 to 781 code for a protein of 201 amino acids. The record is from RefSeq and is a predicted model, not a curated record.